Messenger RNA from Drosophila kikkawai, 1809 nucleotides. RefSeq lists its product as uncharacterized. Lineage: Eukaryota; Metazoa; Arthropoda; Insecta; Diptera; Drosophilidae. Gene Ontology annotation, molecular function: protein binding. The record is from RefSeq and is a predicted model, not a curated record.
AAGACAUGAAUCAAAUUGUAAUGAAUUCCAACUUGGGAUAUUUUUGAAUCCUAAUACACUAAUAAAAUAUUUAACGAAGAACCAAUUUAAAAAAUAGCUACUAAUUCAAAGUUAAACUGUUGAAAAAGCCAGGCAAACAAGAGUCUAAAUCAAGUAACCGUUGACGUUUCAAACAGAAAAUAUUUUCCACAGUGAUCGAAGUAAACACUUUUACUCGGUCCUGACCCAGGAUCUUUAAUCCCAAUCAUGGAUACCCAGAGGCAUAACGAAAUGGUGCGCAUUGCGCGCCAGGUUAAGAGGAAUCUACCGCACCGAAGCUUUCGCGAGAUCUGCUUCGAUCGCGACAUUAUCCGGGAGAGCAUUCCUCCGCUGACCAGCGACCAAGCCCUUCGGAUCAAGGGUCCCGUGUACAAGGCCCUGGAGGAUGAGGUGCGCCGGGCGGGAUGCACAUUGCUGCCGGAGUUUCUCGUUUGCCUGGCCACCAAGGAGCAGGCACUCUUCGAAAGCCUUAACAUCCGAGAGCGGAUCUCCGACGAUACUGAGGUGCUCUGUAAAAUGGUGGAUCGACUCAAGGAAGCGGAGCUGGCCUAUAAGGUGAACAAGCAUCGAGGUCUCAAGAAGCCCUUCGCUUUGUUUUACGAGACGAUGGACCUGAUGAAGCCCUACCGCCAGAAGUAUGCCUACGCUUUGGGAUCUCUCUACGAGCACAUCAUCGCGCUGUGCCACAAGGUCGAGGGCCAGGAACGGGCUCGGGAGGCCGCGGAGUCCAUCUCGCGCAUCUACUACUUGUACGCCAUCUAUCUCAUGAAAACUAACCAGCGGGCUGGGACCCUUAAGUACCUGCAGUUCGCCAUGAAUAUAGUGCGAGGUCAUGUCUGGACCGCUCAGAUAGGUAUGCCUGCCGGUAGCCUCACGCUCCACGAACUGGUGGCCCAGGAUCUCGCCCGCCAGCUGCUCAUCCACGGCGAAACCAUCGUGCGCCAGGAGCCGGAGGAGGCCAUUGCCUUGGCACGACAGGCUACGGUUCUCGUAGCGGAAAUUGGCAGGGAAAAAAACCUGGAAAUCUUUUGUGAUACCUUCCUUCAGAGCGCUUUCUUCCUGAUGGAGGCCGGCGACUACGAUUCGGCCCAGCAGUGCCUAGAUCAGAUCCGAACACAAAUACUGGCCCUCAAGGAGUACUGCUUCGUGAAACUGAACAUAAAGUACUAUCUAUAUCAAGGCGAGUGCUCACAGAUUUUUGAUCAGACGGAAAAAGCCAUUUCCUGCUACAAGCGUGCCCUUCGCUUGGCCCGCAUUUAUUCACAUCGGGACCUCGAGGCAAAAAUCCUUUUGCAUCUGGGCAAAAUCUUUGCCAAGAACCCACAGAUGACGAGCAUUGCAAAGAAGUGCUACGAGCACGCCAAACGCAUCUACGUGGACUUCAACGACCAGCACAGCCGCAAGAUGGCUAACUAUCUGCAGGCCAAGCUAAUGGCCGACGAGAUCACUCCGCUCUAUAUGGCCAUGCUGAAGGCCUCCUCCAGCCGUUAUUGCGCCUUCUUCAACCUGCGACAGUGGAAGAACCGCUGUCGUCCCUUCUGGAAGCGUCUGGGCAGUGAGAUCAUCAAGCAGGAGACAGACAGCAUCUACUGCCUGCUGGACGAGGAGAAGGAAGAUCCUGGCCACGACGACGCUCCUUACCCCCACAUCGAUCUCAAGACAUUCAAGCUGGAGGAGACAGAUAUAUGAUUUGGUUCUUCUGCGUUCUCAGUUGUGAAAAUUUGACUUGUUACUCAAAAUCGUUAAUUAAAUGUAUUUAGAAAUCUGCAA